This is a messenger RNA of Xyrichtys novacula (pearly razorfish), 11016 nucleotides long. The record is from the annotation of a GenBank genome assembly. NCBI's taxonomy places the organism in Eukaryota, Metazoa, Chordata, Actinopteri, Labriformes, Labridae.
UGGGAUGUGUGUAUUAUUAUUUUUUUUCAUCCAGGGGAUAUUUUUGCCAAGUAUUUCAUUAAUUUGACACUUAUUUUGAUGUGGCAUGAUACAUUUUCUCCUCAUUGUUUGAGAAUUUACAUCUUGUUUGAGAUUUUUUCCUUCCACCCGAGAGUAUAACAAUAAAAAUCAUAAUAAAAAAAAUACAGUAAUUCAAAUAAAAUUAAAUUGUAAAAUAAUAGCAAGAAAAGUGCCUAGGCUACAUGAGCCACAGCAUGGUUCAGGUACUCAGGUAAGAGACCAUGACUUAUUGAAAGGAGUAUUAACCAAAUACCUGUCUGUACCUAAAACAUUUACUUAUUUUACAUUUAGGGGGUUAAAAUACAAGUUUAACGCUCAGAUUUACAGCAAAUUUAUAUCUUGAGCUCAUUUAUAUAUCAGUGAAAACCACUUUAAAAUGGGAGGGUCGAUCUGAGUUUAAAGGAAAGUAAAGAAAAAUGAACAAAGUGCUGUUUAAAACAUUUAGAGUGAGUCCAGUUCAAAGUAAAGAGCCUGUCUACAGGCUCUAAGACACCCUUAUUAACACUCCCUGUCGACUUCUUCUUAACUUCUUUCUUUCCUGUAAAGCUAAUAAUGUUUUCAUCUUCAUUGCUGCAGUAGCGGAAUAGGAGUUUGUUACUAAGCAACCACCCUCCCUCCCUCCCAGCAUCAGCACCACAACGGAGCGCGCGCGCUAUGCCGCAUCCUCAAGUUGCCUGCACGUUCUUCUUCUUCUGCUGCGUGCCUUGUCAUCACGCAGGGCAGGUUUCGGUUUGCAAAUACGAUACCGUCUGUUUUUUUUUCUCUCUUCCCAGCGCGAGAGCUUGGCUAAGGAACUGAGGAGAGGGCGCGAGGGCGGCACAGGGGAGGGGCCAGCUCAUCUUAACGAACCUGGACGGAUUAAAAACGUAUAUGUUGGUUUGGUUGUUGUAUUCACGUGACGCCUGGUGGGAGACAGUGAGGUAAACGGACGGGAUACAUACACACACAUAUACACACAUACACGGGUCUGAACGGGAUGCCCGCGUGACUGCAGGGAGGAAAGAGGCGGCGGAGGAGGAGGAGGAGGAGGGGAGUCUAGGUGCGUGUGUGUGGACCACCGCAAAACCCCCGAGGUGGAGUUGUCAAAGAUCGAAACCUGUGAGCAAACAGCCAGCCCGGCCCGGCUGAUAUUUUUGGUGCAGUUUGGAAGUGGAGGAUGUUUAUUUCCUGUUCAUGUCGAUGAAGGUGGUUAGUCUUUGCCUCCCGAUGUGAUCUUGUGGCUCUGAUCUCUCCACGGUCUUUUUCUCUAUCGUGACGGGAUGAAGAGGACCUAAGAGAAGGUCGUAAGAGGAGGAGGAGGAGGGGGAGGAGGGCACUUGAUCGUAUGUUGUUCCUCAGGACUGAACACUCGGACUGACCAGCUUGUGUUAUCUUUGCUGUGGCGUUGAGACGACGAGAGAUCAGCUGCUUUCUUUGGGAUGCUUCAAAAUCUGCGGCCUGCUCGGGUCUCCAGUUACCGCAAUGCCACUGGCGAUUGGAGACAGAAGAGGAAGAGGAGGAUGCAACGAAGAGCAAAUUAGUAUACAAUAUUGUUCAGCAUGCACUGUGUAUAUAUCAUAGCGUUUUAACCUGUGAAUGACUGACUUAGACAAUGCUAUAGACUUUUCCAGUGGCCUAGGGAGGAAUGGACGUUGUGUUGACUGAAACUAUCAUGGCUGAAAUGUCAAAUGAGGUGAGUUCAGCGUCUGCAAGUCAAUAGAAGCCGCCCAAUUCACACUUUUCUGCUGACAAAGUUCUUGGACUCCUUUACUGGACCGACACCAUGGGGUAUUGCGCAGAACCCAUGGCACUUGCCAGUGGAGAGCUUGGUGCAUAAUUUUGACAGAGAGGAGCCCUGAAGCCAGCAUUUAUGUCUCUCCCUCCUCUACUCUCCUGCACUUCUACCCACACAGCUGAACUUUGUUUAUGAAGACUGGGUAAAAUCUCUCUCAGCUUCCUCCUCAAACAUGCCUUCACCGUCCGACUCCAGCAGUGUGGCUUCAGCCUCGGGGUCUCGAGGAUGGUCAGACAGCCGCAGGGGCAUGUCUGGUCGGGGGCCCGGUGGGGCUCGGCUGCUCCUGUACUUGGGGCUGUGCCACCUGGGCCUGGGGGCCAUGGUCCUGGCCUUCUCUUUUACCAGUAUGGCCUUCACCUCCUCAGCCCGUGUGAGGCAGUCGUGUCCUUUCUGGGCCGGCUUCUUUGUAAGUGUAAAUCUGAUUGACGACAUUUAGAGUAACGAGAUGCUAAAGAGGAGUUGUCUGACGGAUGUGGUGUCUCUCUACAGGUGGUGGCAUCAGGGAUAGUCGGGAUCAUCUCAUGGAGGAGACCUCUAACGUUAGUGGUACGUAAGAGGAACGCUCAAGUCUUCUCGAUCGAAUGGAAAAUAUUCACACAGCCGCCAUUUUCCUCUGACCUCACAGUCAGGCGGAACACUGAAAUCCAGCCAUAAUGUCAUUGGCUACUGCAUUGUUUCAGUCUAUCAAUUGGCCAGUCUAACAAUUUUGUAGGAACUCCUAUCUUAGCUUAUCUGUUAGCUCAGAAACGGUUGAAAGAGCAGAAUUGGAUAACUGAAGAACUCUUAAUCGUUCUAUUGAUCUUUUGAUCAUUAGCAUGGUUCUCAUCAAUAGACAAAGUGGUUUUAGCCAUCAUGGAACUAUAAAUGUUCAAGUCCUCAGUGUUUCUGUGUGCUUCACUGUUAUAAAGACCUAAGUAUUGUAUUUAUAUUAUCACAAAUGUUCCUUGCAAUAUCCUAUCAAACUAAGUGACCAGAACCAUAAACAGAAUAAUUUAUGAUGACUAAAUUGGCUGUGACAUGGUGGACAAAAAGCAUGCAGAAUUUAAAUCCGUCCAUAAGGCAAACAAGCUACUUUCUUGAUUACUUUGUCUCCAAGCGGCAGGAGUAUUUGCCAGUUAAGUAACCUGCCAAUGUCUUUGGUUUGAGGAAUAAAUCUAGUCUGUACUCUCUUGGCUGGGCAUGGCACGAGUUUUGACACCCUGUUCUAAAUUAAACACGGCUCUGUCUUUGUGUGUGAUCCUCCACAGGUGUCACUGUUCAUGCUGCUGUCCGCAGUGUGUGUGAUCCUCAGUCUGGCUGGCUCUAUGCUCUCCUGUCAGAACGCACAGAUGGUCAAGUCCAUGCUCACCUGCCAGGUACAACCAGCAAGUUUUGUCUUCUGCCUCAUGCUGAAAUGUCCUUGUAGCCAGAUGCAUAAGGGAACAUACCCCAUAUGAGUGUGAAUAUGUUUGUAGUGCAGUUCAGUGCUUUGAAACAAUCCUUCCUUUAUGUGUGUGUAGGUGGAGAAUGGUCUGUGUGUGUGUUGUGCGCCCACUCACUCCUGCUCCAUCACAGAAGAAGAGACCCUAGUCCUCUACCUGAACGCUGACUGUCAUUCAGUCAGACAUCAGCUGAAGGUGGGCAGGAUGUGUUUUCCAGCUGGUGAAUCAAAUUAUCCUUAAACACAAAGGAUCUUCUAAAUGUGCCAGAAUUUCUUUGAACAGAAGCUGUGUUGAGAACACUGGAGCAGAUAAUUUCUUAUAAUCAUACACCAUCAAAGAUCCGUAAUGAACAUCAGAAGUUCAUCAAGCUCAGUAAAAAAGGACAAAAUUAGCAUCAACACUGUUAUUUGUUUACAGUGUUUUUAAAGACUUCAACGUUUGCCUUGCAGAAAAAUGCCUUUUUGGUGUCAGGUUGUAAUUUUGUCAAACAUUUUUCUCCACAGGACCUUUUGUUCAGUGCAUGUGGUCUCAGCAUUCUCUCCACCAUCAUCUGUACUCUAUCCACUGUGACCUGCAGUAUUCACAUUUUCUCCCUGGACCUUGUGCACCUGGUGAGAGCGCACACAGCACAUUUUACACCAGUGUGGCUUUUUUUUUUUUUGUGUUGAGAAUGAAAAGUACUCAGCAAUAAACUGCACUGCUGAUUUCAGGUGUUAGGCUUGACAGAUGAUUACUGUCAUUUCUUAAAAUGAGCUUAAAUGUGUUCCCUUCAUACCAAGCUGGCCCCACAUCGCUCUCGCUCAGUCAACCCAGAAUGCACGACUCCUCAGGACGCCUUCCUGACUAACAUCAUGGACUUUGAGGAGUUUGUCCCACCCAUCCCUCCGCCCCCGUACUACCCUCCAGAAUACACCUGCAGCUCUGAAACAGACGCUCAGAGGUAACUCACCUGAUAAGUGUUUUUAUUCAGCGUUAUAGCAGUGUACACUUUUAGAACACAAACACAUUUGACUGAAAGUGAAAGGACAUAAUCAGUUCGAUAUCUUUCUUGACCUCAUCCAGCAUCACCUACAAUGGUUCCAUGGAGAGUCCUGUCCCUCUGUAUCCCACUGACUGCCCCCCUCCUUAUGAAGCCGUGAUGGGACAAAGAGCUGCAAGCCAGGUGAGUCGGUGUGUUUAAGUUUGUGUAGGUGUGUGCUCUUGUGUGUUGUGCCCGCAGCCUGCGCUCAACCUUGUCCAUUCUGACUUUCAAGGCCACAAUGUAUGAUGCCCACGGCACUGAGCUGUCCGGAGAGAGGGGGACUUCUACCGCCUUCAGUGGAGAAGGUGGGAACAAGUUCAUAACUUUAUUUGUCUAUCUGAGUGACUUAUGAACAAUAUUAUAGGGAAAUAUUAAAAGUACAUUACAAUAAAAAAACAUUUCUUUAAAAACAAACAAGUAGUCAAACCAAAGGUGGCCUUGGCUAGUGCAUAUUUGCAUACCAACUCAGUAUAAUAUACCUAACUCUCCCUUUGAGUAUUCCUCAAUUUAUACAAGUUAUUUGCCAAUUAAAUGUGCCAAAAAGUAUUCUGAAUUAAAGGGAUACUUCGUUUUUAAAAAGGGGUUGUAUGAGGUACUUACUGUAAAUACUGAGUGUAUUAGCAGUAGGGAUCCCAGUCAGCUCAACGCCUUUAUUCAGAAAGAUUGAACAGAAGCUCUAACCACUAUACAUAAUUGAACUUAUUUGAACAUAAUCUAUCCAAAGCACUACUCUUAGGGCAGGGGUUUGCUCAUAAUUUUGAGCACCAAACGCCUACGAUCGUCCAGCAGACACAGUGAUGGCAGUAGAGUCUAAUAUUUCAGUCCAGUCUCCCCUUAAAUUGCUAACACUGUGUCUUCUGAUAAACAUGAACAUACUGUGCUGAUCAUAGGUUGCCACCGUGCAAGAAAAAACAAACACUGAGAGAUGUGCGUCCACUUGGCUUUUCUGGUUAUCUGAUUUGAUGUCUAGAAAAAAAAAAAAGCUCGGUAUGUCAGGGGACUCUGGUUAGUGAGAAAUGCAGACUGAAGCGGCUUCUGAAUCCUGAAAUACUGUUGGUAACAAGUCCCAUGUGGGUUUAUGGGCAUAUUUGGGAUCUCUCCUGCUCUGCUGUUAGCACAGAACUUUCUACAUUUUUUUCUUUAGUCCAUUGAGUCCCAUUCGUCCUCUGCCCCAUUUUCUGGUUCAUAACGGUGUCUCUGUGUCGCUAUGUUAGUUAAUUGCACCUCAUUCUCCAUGUGGGACAUCAGGAGCUCUGUACAUAGGGAAUCUGUGAUAUAGAGGGUCUAUGAGUUCACAUGGUUGUAGGGAGGGUGUCAGAAUCCAUACUCCAAGGCUUUUAGACCUGACAGCUGAUCAGUCUGCUUUAGGCGGAAGAACACGGAAAAAACGAUGAUCAAAAAGAGUGUAAGGUGCUGAAAAUUUUCCAUUAGAGCAAAUACUCACACCAAGGAAUAUGCUUUGGUUGGAGUUUGAAUUACAUGGUAGAGUCAUGGUUAAAAGGAACCAAACUGGGGUCCCUUUGGCUAAUACUCCUAAUAUUAAAAGUUCCUCAUAUAACCCCACUUACAGAAAGAAACUUUACCUGUAAAAGUAUAAAUGCCACAAUAAAAUAGAAGUUAUAUUUCAAGUCCGGUAAAAGAACUAUGAGCCUCAUUGAACUUUUCAUGGCACUUUACUUUUACACAGGAAGAGUCUUGUAAAGAAAUUAAGGGAUUUGGGGAGUCUGCUGGAUCACCGGGGGACUCCUUUUAAUGAUUAUAUAAAGUUUUUGGGUUAUUCUUGCAGUACUUUGCAGUAAUGUCAGCUGAACGGGGGCAUUGGUUUAACUCAGUGGUGAAAGCCUGCUCCCCAUACACAGAGGCUGGGUGCAGAUAAGUUUGAAGCUAUUUUUUUCCCUCAUAACAAAUUAUGUUUUUAUUAGUGUCCAUGGACAGUGGAUCUCUUCUGAUGUCAGAGAUUGUGGACAUACCUGAUGAUUCAUCCCCCUCUGAGGAUUCUUGUCUGAUGGAGGUGGGGCUGAGGAACCAUGGGGACAGGGGCACCAGAAGCGCUGGUGAGGGGGGAGACGGCGGAGAGGGUGGAGAGCACAUCAGCUUCCGGGGUCUGCCUUCUCAAACCCCUGAGAGUCCUCUCGCAGGUGGGCCGAGAGCAAGGCGCUUUAUCAGAGGAGAGAGGUCCAACUCCUGUUCUUCACCCAGCACAGCAACCAACACGUACAAGUGAGGACACACAUGAAUAAUGACAGACAUACACAGACACAGUUUGAUAUCACAGGCAUGAGUUUUGUUCAAAUGUAAGCUUGUGACAGACUCAACAACACAGAGAAAUGUUGUUUUUUUCUGUUGAUUUUCCCUGCAGGUCCCCAGUUUUGCAUCGCCAGGCUAUGCUAGCUAGUAGCUGCUCUCAGCUGGAAGCGAUAGGCAACUCAACCUCUCAACAGCAAUCCUCCAUCACAGAGACACGAGGCCAGUCCUUUUCUCCAUCACGCCAAGGGGCUGCCCUAGUCUCCUCUGUUCCUCCCAUUUCACCCUCUGCAGUUGGCUGUGAGCAGAUUGGUGGUCUGGGUAAUGGACCACAGCUGCUUGGCCAACUCUUGUACCUGCGACGACUGGCUGGGAAGGGCGAGAAAGAUGGAGAGAGUGUAAGACAGGAUGCUGAUGGACUCCUACGUCUUGUGAGAUCUCACAGUGAGCCUGGUUUUGGCUCCUCCACUGAUACAGGUCAGAAAGAUACAAAAAUAUAUCUUCACCUUCCCUUUUUUUAGUUUCUUAAAUGUGUGUGUUGAUCUUUACAUCUGCAGUUGACUUUGGCUCUGGAGGAAGCAAAGGAUCUACAGAUACAGGUAAGAGCAAAUUUCAGAUUAAAUAUUAGGUUGUCAUCAAUCUCAAUUUUUUUUAAUUAUUUCUGUGGGUCCAGAAAGAAAAAAAAAUCCAAAUACACUUUGAACUUUUCCACUUUCCCUCAAAGACAUAGCCAUCAUUUAUCAAUCUCUAUUGGAUUUAAACAGUAGCGGCAACAUCCAAAUGUGUUGUUAAUAGCAAGUAAUUCAUGAAACUCUGCCCUAGCAGCUUAAUUAGCAGUGAUUUAAUUACAUUUGAUAUUGAGCCACAGCAUUUCCUUAUUUGCCAAUAAUUUUCAAAUGCUGGGCUCUGGUUUUAUGAAAUGAGGAAUAUAUUCUGUUGUAAAAUCAUGAGCUCUUAAAAUGGUGUUUCACUACAUGAGGACUAUCUGCUAUCUUAAAUGUAACAGCGCUUAAAAACUUGCAGAUUUAGUUUAUCCUUUCUAAGAAUUGGGGUUGUAAAUUUUCCAAGCAGAAUUGAAUCCGGAUUUGACAGGAAAACAAAUAAAUAAACACAGAUCAUGAUGAGAUAUUGAACUUUUUGGACAUCUCACUGAACAGAGUAGUUACUGCUCUUGGCUGUCUUUAAAUCCUUAACCCUUCCUUUAAAUACAGGUCUAACAGCUGUGUGUUCUCUAUGCACACAAAUAAUGUGGAGCCUUGGCUUCCUAAAUAAUGUGGCUAUAAUCAAAGCCUCUUAUGACGACUCUACAAUGAGUCAACACUGCGACAUGCAAAACACUUUCCCAUCUGCCUCUGAUAAUUACUUCCCCUAACACAUGUCUGUGUGUUUGCUUUAAUGGAACUUUUUCAUCAUAUCAGUUAAAACUACCUCUUAUAUUGAGACUUACUUCCCCUUAGGCUGCAGAUGCUCUAGUUUCAGACAUUUCGGUGUAAUUAGUAAGUUAUAAGAGUAACGUCCCUGGCAGCGACAAAAUUCCUUAAAAAGUUAUGAGGGGUGUGUUUUGGUUUUUUGUUUGGCUGUUCAGUUUAAGCAUUUUACCAUGUCCUUAGCUCAGUGUCAUGGAGUUCUGCAGAGGAUGUCGAUAAAACUAAAAGUCAUGAAUAACAUUGUGAUAUUUUCUCUGUUUGGUCUCUUAUUCAGUGUGUUUAUUAUUGUGUAUUUGUCAGUCAUGGUUGGUUUUGUUAUUUUGGCCACAGCUUUUUGUGAAGUUGAAUUUAAACAAUCAUUUCAGCUGAUGCCCAAAUUCUUCAUCUGGCCCUCUGUGUAUGUUUUUUGACAUGACAUUAAUAUUGAUGAAAAGGGUGAUAUUUCCAAAUAGUAAAAGACCUCCUGAAUUUGUCUUUUUUCCUGAUUCUAUCUGUAAAAGGUCCAUCCUCUGAGGCAUGUUUGUUGGCACGCACCUCCUUGCCUCCUGCUGCAGCUCUACCUCGGAAAGGUAGUAUAAAGUCAGCAGCAGCCACCGGGGUGCAGGUCCCCUCCAAAGCUCCCCCCACUUCACCUCUGCGUUUACCUAAAGAUUGCAACCGUUCCCUUGGAGACCUAAAGGUUAGUCUGAACAAUAUUACUAAAACAUGCAAAUAAAACAUUAACACAUUGUGAAGCUAUCACAUCUUUCUCUUCACUUAUCUUUUUACUCAACCUUCAGGUGACUCGGGUUUUGAUGGCUCGCUUCCUGCAGCGCUCCAGACGGAACCUCUCGCCCUCCUCUGAGCAUGCUGGGAACAUAGGGCAGGGGCCAAAAAGGAGGACUGGGGCUGAGGGUGCUGCCACUAACCACCUGCCCUUAGAGCAAGUAGGACAAGACAUUAAAGUCAAAUCAUUUUUCCAUCACACCACUUUCAAAUAGUUACAGGCUUCUGCAAGUAAUCUGUUCUUUGCCUAAAGGUGUCCUUGCUAAAAUCUCCAGGUUUUGAGGACCCCCUGGAACACAACCCGUGGAUACCCCAAUCAUCACCCUCAUCACCCCCAUCGCCGUGGACACCACCAUUCCCACAGUGACAGUCGACACAACCGGCAUUACAGCAGCCGGGUGCCAGAAGGGAUCCACCUGCGCAGCUGUGGGGAUUUAAGCUCCUCCUCUGCAUCGCUACGUCGAUUAGUUACACCUCAUCCUCCACAUGGGUCGUCAGGAGCUCUAUACUCAGAGUCUGCACUGUGAUACAGGGGGUAUAUAAGCUCACAGGGUUGUAGUGAAGACAAAGAUGGGAGUGAAUAAGACAGAGUAAUAAAAGGGAAGAUCUACUGGAGACAUUUAGUGAUGAAUUGUGAACAACUUUCUUCCUUUUCCUCCAUGUCACCUGAAGCGAGCUGUGCAAAUGGCCUUUUUCAGUGGUGCUCUUCAUCUCUCUGAACGUCAACCUAGAGCUUGUACUCUUUCACCCCUCAGCAUCGGUGAAACACCUCUGGGUGCUCGUGUUUUGAGAGUCUUGACCUUGUAUUAACAGAAUACACCCAGAACUAACCAAGACAACAAAUAUCUUCUCCGCUCAAUCUUCGAGUCCUUCAUCUGGACUCAUCUGGAAAUGUACUGUCCUCAAGGCUGCUACAACAGUCGCUGACUCACGUGUGCAUUCAGUCUAUUACAUAUAUUUGGGUUGCAAUAUGCUUCUGACCCUUUUGUACAUUGCUAUUUAUCCACAGGAUCACUCUGGUGAAGUGAUCUUGGAAAUCCUUAUUUUGUCUUCCAUUUAUGAGAGAAAAUGCAUCAUGAGAGAUAAGGUUGCAUAUGAGGACAAACACACUGAAAACUUCUACUGCGUUGCUGAUUUUGUCUUUUUUUGUGAUUAAGAUUCACACUUUCUUCACGCCUGUCCACCUACACACCCGCCUUUGGAAAAAGGCAGCCAGCAUUUUUCACAUCUACCUUAAUGCACGCCAUAGACACAUGCUCAGCCUUUGAAAUGUAUUCUCUGAGGGUGGUGCUUAAAUGCAAUGGUUUGAUUUGCAUAUGUGCAUGUUUUUUGCAACAGCCUCCCAAAUACAGCAGGUACCCUGUGCAUUGAUCCUGACCGUCUGUGUAACUAAGUUAACACGUCUUCAGAAUGUCUUUACCUGCAUGUUUUGACAAUGCUUCUUAUGUUUUUUCCUCUUUUUCCUAAGAACUACAAAGAAUGCCAAUUGAAAUGUUCGUGUUAAUAGAAAGAUGAAGGAGAAGGUCAGAGUCUAAGAUGUGCAGUGCUCCCAGUUCGUAUCAGACGGCUACAAAUUGUGCCUCUGCAUUCUAAUUUCAUUUUGAUGGGGUUUGAAAAUGUUGUAAGUGCACAGAUAUAUUAGUGACACUGACUGAAACAGCCUGAUCUUGUAAGAUAAAUAGGUAUGAACUGUGACUCUGAUGAUGUGCAGAGUCUGUUGCAAUAAAUGUACAGACUAAUUUGUGAUGAGGUUUGUCUUCACACUAUGUGUUGGCACAGUUCUCUUUGGACUUCAGAGCUCAAGGGUGUUGAUAGUCCAGAAACAGGUAAUUUUAAUGUUCUGGAUACUAAAAUCUAAGUGUAUCAACAUCUUUGGCAGAUUGGCAAUUUUUUUUAUUUGUCUUUGAAAGUUGUUAUUGAUGUGCUCACAGAGUCAUAAUAUUGAUUCCUUAUGAGUAAUGGCACAUUUUGGAUACACUCAUUAAUAUGUAAUUGAAUAAUUUAAAAAGACACAAUUAGCCUGCACACAGGUACAGGCACACAGACAUCCACAUCUGCCCAAAAAGGCACUGAGCUGUAUUUCUACCUCUCCUGUCUUGCAUAAGAUAAUAUUAUCUAUUUGGAAGGAAAAAUGUAUAUCCAUAUGGCAGCCUUAACAGGAUAGAGCCUUGAAACCUAAAUAUGAAAUGUAUCUAAAUAUGACAACUAUUCCAAAUUUUAAAUGCUGUGUCAAUGGCAAAAGUUUCAAUGCAACCUAUGUAUUUCAAGGUAUGAAAUAAAUGAUAGACAUCAAAGUAAAAAAAG